Messenger RNA from Verruconis gallopava, 1037 nucleotides. RefSeq lists its product as uncharacterized. Lineage: Eukaryota; Fungi; Ascomycota; Dothideomycetes; Venturiales; Sympoventuriaceae. The record is from RefSeq and is a predicted model, not a curated record. The transcript has a single exon. The coding region runs from base 217 to 690 and encodes 157 amino acids.
UAGGACGAUGCUGCUUUCUUCGUCGAUCAACACAUGCUUCUCCUCUGCCGCUCUUGUAUUAGAGCCUGCUUAGGAACCUGCACAAGCGCUGCUGUCAAAGGCUUCGAGUACAUUAGACCGAUGCAAACUUUGCAAUCUUGACUGGAUACUUAGUUUGCCCAGCAAUACACAGCAUAAAUCGGCAUACGCAACGCGCGCUACUUGAUCACAUCUGCUAUGGCACCUAUACCAUUUCGGCCCACGAGGACUGUGGAGACUCUGUCACAAGAUGCAGCUAAAGCAGCCGUCAGUGCCUGUGAAGAGAAAGCUCGGUCAAUUGGCGUCCCAAUGAACAUUGCCGUCACAGAUCACGCUACCCAUCUACUCGCCUUCUCGAGAAUGGAUGGCGCGAAGAUCACAAGCAUAAACAUCGCGAUAGACAAGGCUUUCACAGCUGCCGGUCACCGUGUAGGCACGCACACAUACAAGGAGGCAGUGUGGCCUGGUGGUGCCGCCUUCGGCAUAUGGAACACAAAUGGAAACCGCUUCACCACGAUAGGUGGUGGUCUGCCCAUUGUCGGGAAAGAUGGUCAGAUUUUGGGUGCCGUCGGUUGUUCGACGGGUACACCGGCACAGGACCAAGAGGUUGCGCAGGCGGGAGUCGACGCGGUGCAGAAGCUAUUGAAGGGUACUCCACUCGCAAAGCUAUAAUACUUGUCACUGCCUAGAUGCCGUCGGGUCGACCGAAAUCUUAAUUACGGCUUGAGCCGGGAAAUAAGAGGUAAAAGAAGGAGUUUGAAGUGAAGUUUGAUUUUGUACUUUACUUCUAGCUGGAGGCUUGCGUGACCUUUCCUUGUCUGGAUCCGAUAAUGACUGCCUCUCCGAAUGUAUCUGGAAUUGUGAGUAACCAUCUUUACCUUCAUCUAUUGUAUAUCUCCCCGCGCGUCAGAAUUAAGCCAGGCACAUUAGUCGUAUUUAACAAGGUAGGAGAUUUCAUGCACCGAUCUCUAAUUUGAAAGUCAAAAAUCGACCCUAUCUGUUGCCAUCAUCCCGAACUG